Messenger RNA from Alternaria alternata, 840 nucleotides. RefSeq lists its product as hypothetical. NCBI's taxonomy places the organism in Eukaryota, Fungi, Ascomycota, Dothideomycetes, Pleosporales, Pleosporaceae. The record is from RefSeq and is a predicted model, not a curated record. Bases 1 to 840 code for a protein of 279 amino acids. The transcript has 3 exons.
AUGUCGCAGCAAGGAACACUCGUGCAGUCUGUAUGGCUUACGUUGUGGCAGGGAAAUCCCCUUCUCUAUUUAGCCAUGAAUCUUUCGAUGUCAGUCAACGCCGCUCUCGUCACAUUGCUUGUUGUCGCUGUCUUCUCUCAACUUUAUGACGCGCUCUGUCUAUGUCUAGCUCGUUACACUCGCCAAACCUACGGGUACAUCCUCGUCGACGACAGACUUGAAACCCCAGAGUCAACUCCAAGACUACUCUCAUUACUAGCUCGUGGUAGCCGUAGUCGUCGCUCUAUGAUUUCGGCGAAGCCAGUGUUCAAUAGCCAAUUCUUUGUCGGCGUGCAGUACACCAUCAGCCUAAUUGUUGUUCAGAUAGCGCGGGUUAUAGCAUCUACCUUUGUAACCGACCGCGCUGUUCGCAGGCAAUGCAUGCGUCUGCUAGAGAAGGGCUUGGAGUGCUCGGCUGCAACACGCCAUCACGAGUGGCUUAACGUCCUAGCUGCUAUUGGUCUCUUGUGCUUCAUCCGAGGGUUUCAACUGCACGUUGACCUUACCAACCGCCAGUUGCAGAACGGCAAUUACAGCCCAGGUUUCCUUUCUCUCUACAACAAAUGGCGACGGAUAACCCAAAGACUGCUUGCAGCGCCCAUCGCUGUAAUUGUCCUUCACUCGCGUGACCCGAGUGAUGAGUUAUGGAAGCACGCCAGGCUGCUACUUAUUCAGGUCGCUGCGUCAAUCGGCUUCUUCCUAGCUGGCAAUCUUUUGUGUCUACUUGCUGCGUUCCCGGACGUACAGGGCACUAUACGUGCAUUGGAGUUAUCGGGGCUUACUGGAAAGACAGAAGUGUGA